Daphnia pulicaria is the source of this 7129-nucleotide messenger RNA. It is a transcript of the gene Ziz, whose product is annotated as dedicator of cytokinesis protein 9-like. The transcript has 35 exons. Gene Ontology annotation, molecular function: guanyl-nucleotide exchange factor activity. Gene Ontology annotation, biological process: small GTPase-mediated signal transduction; positive regulation of GTPase activity. NCBI's taxonomy places the organism in Eukaryota, Metazoa, Arthropoda, Branchiopoda, Diplostraca, Daphniidae. The record is from RefSeq and is a predicted model, not a curated record. Bases 168 to 6665 code for a protein of 2165 amino acids.
UUGAGUCUGCUGUUUUUCUGCACAACCAAACUCUCGACACCAUAUAAGAAAAAUCACUGUUUUAUUCCUUUUUGAAAAAGUAGGAUUGUUUACAUUAGAACUGGAUGCCUGAUAACUGAGACUAGUUGGUGUUUGGAUGCAAUAUUAGACAAUUCAGCAAUGCAAGAAUGGCUGAACGGAAAUUUAGUCGUGGCCUUAGAAAGCCAGGUAUGGCAGCACAGCUCAGAGAAUCAGUUUCUCAAGUUGUCAGAGAAACAGCUGUACAGAGCAAGCCCCAAAGGGCUGAACCUAUUGACUAUGAAGCUGUACUAGCUAAAAAUAGAAUCAUUUUUAACAAUGAUCCUCACAGAGAGCUUCUAUUGUUUCCACCUGAAGAUGUAUCUCAAAGCAAAAUAGCCAGGCAAUGCCGCACAACCAAGUCUACAGUUCCUGAAGAAAUUCUUCAGAAUGAAGGCAGCUAUUUCACACAGAAGUGUGCGCAGUUCUACACAUGUGAUUGGUCCACACUCUCAUUCAAGUAUAGGGCCUACAGUGGUAGCUGCCUUGAUUUACCAAGGCUAGAGAGACUUAGUUUGCUUACUGAUCCCAAGCAUGAAGUCGACGUCGAGGGAGAUGCAGAUGAUGAGAUGUUUUCUCCUGAAUCCCCACCUACUUUAGAAGGAUAUCUACUAAAGGGACCUGAAGGAGCUUCAGAGAAGAUGUUUGCUAAUAUUGCAACUAAAUCCUUUAAGCGGAGAUUUUGCAAACUACGCCAAGAUAUUACUGGGUCAUAUUUUCUUGACAUUUGUAAGGAAGAUAAAAAACAGGAUGCUGCGCUUUCCAUAAGCCUUGAUGAAUGCGAGGAUGUUGUAGCGAACAAAAGAAAGAACAAAUUCGGAUUCCAGUUGCGUUUGGUCAAUCAACGAUCUUAUGUAUUUGCAGCUAGCUCUGAAAGUGAAUUGAAUAAUUGGCUGGAGAAAUUGUGCAUGGCAGUGCAUUCGAGCAAACAAUUCUGUGACGACAGAAGAAGUCUGCCCGAUCCUGAACUUGCAUUGAAAUCAACCAAAGUUCCGUCUUCCUAUGGCACUUUAAGAUCACUUGAGUCAUCUUUGAAUCCACAGCUAACCAAGUAUGCUCGUGAAACAGAGAUGUCUAUUAGUUUAGCAAGAAGGGAAAAUCGCAACUUACUUUUUAAUCUCAGUCCAAUUAAACCGUUCCCUGGAGCAAGCGAUGGUUUUAUGCAAACUAAAGUAAAGCCUUUUGAAGAUAAUUUUGGUCACCGUUUCUUUGCACGAUGCGAAUCUAUCAACUUCCGUCUGCAGGCUCCAAUUGAUGGCGAUAAAGGACCGCUUGGUCAGGUUGAACCGUAUUUUAUAACCUUGGCAUUGUACGACUUGAAAUUGAAUAAGAAAAUUACAGAAGAUUUUCACUCCGAUGUAAAUCAUCCACUUAUGAAAGCAGUCAUACAAUCAAUACAGGCAAAUUCCGACGAACCAAAUAAGAUUUUUGACAUUCCAGGCGAUUGGCUUGCUUUCCCUAAACAAGCCGUUUUCAGUGUAAGGCAUAUUCAUAGCGAAGUGUUCUUAGUUAUCCGAAUAGAGACCAUCCUGCAAGGAUCUGUCGUGACUUCUGCUGAACCUUAUGUGAGACCUAAUUCGGAUAUCAAAACCGGAUUAAAAGUACAAAAAUCAGCCCGUUCCUACUGUAGUAGAUUAGGCCGAUAUCGAAUGCCUUUUGCAUGGGCUGCCCGUCCCUUGUUUCGUUCAUCUGGUGAACUUGAUACGACAAGCGAAAUCUCCACUAUUUAUCGACAAGAGUCUCAUCGUAAUUCUGACGAAGAUUUAAUCAAAACCCUGAAUGAUUUUAGAAGACCAGAAAAACUCAGCCGAUUGACAAUUAUCCCAGGAAUGAUUCGAGUCACUGUUGAGCAUCUUAAAGAAGCUAUGCCAAAUAUGUUGACUGCAUCAUUAGUGCCCAUCAAACCAUUUCCGUUGCCACCUGUUCAAGAACCUACAAUUGAAAUUGCUGAGUUUCCUACUGUCCGCGUGGAAGACGGUUUUCCAUAUAUGAGCUACGUCAAUCAUCUAUACGUUUAUCCUCGUAGUCUGAAAUAUGAUACCCAGAAGACUUUCCAUCGCGCCCGAAAUAUUGCUUGUGUGAUUGAACUACGAGACUCUGAUGCAAAAGAUGCUCAACCAUUGAAGAGUAUCUAUGGUCAAGUGGGACAGUUGCAAAUGGUGUCUCAGUGGGUGUGCUCAGUCUCUCAUCACAUCACAUCGCCGUGUUGGAUGGACGAAAUCAAAAUUAAUUUGCCUACAUCGUUGAACAACAAACAUCAUCUGCUCUUUACUUUUCUUCACAUUUCCUGCGAUUUGAGCAAGCAAAAGAAAGAUCGUGACAAUAAAGAAGUCCUUGGUCCAGAAGUAGUGGUUGGCUAUAGUUGGCUGCCACUGAUGCAUAAAGGACGAUUGCGAAUAGAACAGCAGGGCCUUCCAGUAUCAGCUCAUCUCCCGCCUGGUUACCUAUCAUUCGAACCCCUUGGAUUAGGCAGAGGAUAUGCCGGACCUGAAAUUCGGUGGGUUGAUGGUCAAAAACCCAUUUUUCAAGUUCAUCUUGAACUUGUGUCUACAGUAACGGCCCGAGAUCAACAUUUGCACAAUUUCUUUCUCCAUAUGGCCAAGCUCAAUGAAACUCGUUCAAUUGCUUCUCUGUUCCCUACAGCAGCCGAGCUGGAUGCUCACAAACCUCUAGAGGAGGCGCCAAAAAGCCCUGCUAUCCAGGAGAAUGGAUCUCGCGAGUUAUCAAAGCUGGUUAAGGCUUCGGACUUCGUGUCCAAGAUCGUCAAGGCUUUACAUGCUGUUGAUGUGACUGAAGUAGUCCAUCACCUCCCAGUGGUUUUAAACCAACUAAUGUGGCUCAUGGUCCGUAUUAACAGCGAGGAGUUGUCCGUCAAUGUAAUUAAAGUACUUAUCCACAUUGUCAACCAACUUCACGAAUUCGAGAAAGCAAAUAUUUUGGAUGCCUACUUGGAGUAUGUGUUUGUUACACCAACUCUGACGGAAUCGGCAAACAAAGCGACAGUUCACGAAGAGAUGGUUAAAACGUUGUGCGUCCUUUUACGACCUUCGAACACCGACUUUUUGGUUAUGCACAAGUUCCUUCGACACGCCAAUUUCUUUCUCAAACUCAUUACACGCAGUAUGGCUCAGCAUAUCCUGGAAAGCGGGAGAAUUAAAAUGCAGAGGCAAGAGCGAUUUCAUAUGGAUUACAUGCGCAACGUAGAGAGUCUUGUGGAAACGAUUUCACCUCAUAUUCAAAUUAAAUAUAAAGAUUUGCCGGACGAAACUCGACAUGCAAAUCUAGCGAUAGCUGAAUUCGUCAAAAAAUGUCUGUCUUUGAUGGAUCGAGGUUUUGCUUUCAGACUAGUCAGUAUUUAUUUGAACACUUUCCGACCAGACGACCCUCGAGCUUUGUAUGAGCUUAAGUUUCAGUUCUUACAAUCGGUUUGCUUCCAUGAACAUUACAUCCCUUUAAACUUCCCACGCGCUCCAAACUGGGCGGCCAUGCAAAAAAGCAUGAAGGAAUUGGACAUGGAAUUUCGGUUGUGCGACUCUUUCUGUCGAAGUCAUUAUCUAGCCGGAUUGAUUUUGCAAGAGGUCAGUUCUGCCUUAAAUGAAGUGGCUGACAUUCGCAGAAUUGCGUUAAGAUGCCUAAAGGAUUUACUAGCAAAACAUGAACUGGAUGAUCGUUAUCAAAAUAAAGGACAUCAGAGCCGAAUCGCAUCACUUUAUUUGCCUUGGAUUUUCAUUGUACUUGACAACUGGAACAGAUUAAAUGUUUUGUCUGUGGAAUCCACGGGUCCGUCCAGUUCAACUGCUUCAGCUAUUGGCUUUUCUAGUAUUGCGAGUCCCUCUGUAAAAACUGGGAAAUCAUUAUCUUUGCCAAGAAACAUUCGACCACCUGUUUUGACACCAGUAAACUCGUGGAAACGAAAUCCUGGAACUCCUUUGUCCCAGACUUCAUCUCCAGUCCGAUCUGACUUCAACCCUAAUAGAAAUUCUUCAUAUUUAGCCAUAAUUGCUGGUCAAGGGGUUCCAUGUUCUAGCAGUCAGGCAACUUUGACUAACGGUGGCUCAGUAGGCAGUCUAGGAGAAUCAGACAGCUCUUCCACAAUGUCGUUGGAUAGAUCUACAGUUCGUGAAUCACCUGAAAGUGAAAAAGGGGUUCAAGGAGCUCCUAGGGAGUCUACUGACACUGAGAAAACGGACAAAGACAAAAUAAAAACUCACUCAAGAAAUGCCAGCCUCGUAAUUUCUAACACACCAGUUAUACGUUACGACAAGUUACAACCGGACGAAGUAAAGGAAGUACUUUUGUGCCUGAUGUACGUCCUGAGACACGCCGACGAGGGGGCAUUAAUUGCGUGGUGGCACAAUGCCUCGCAGCAUGACCUUAUUUGCUUCUUCCAUAUAUUAGAACUGAGUUUGAGACAGUUUAAAUAUAUGGGAAGAAAGCGUUUUGGGAUUAUUGGUGACGGAAAUUCAUCUAAAUCCUCAACUCUUCCACCUCGCGUUCCUCCACCUGUGUUUGGAUCCAGACCAUCAACAUGCUAUGAACCCGACGGAGGUUCUUGUUUGGAUGGCGACAGUACUUACCGAUCUUUAUUAGAAUCAAAUUUGACAAUUGAGGUUGGCCUGAUAGUUCUUGAUGCAGUAGGUCUCUUCUGCCUUCAUUUCAAGGAGGCGUUACUUAGUGAAGAUGGGGAUAACCCCUUAAUGAGAAAAGUUUUAGACAUCUACUUGUCGUUCCUUCAAAUUGGUCAGUCUGAAAGUCUUUCGAAGCACGUAUUCGCAGCUCUGCGGGCAUUCAUCAAUAGUUUUCCUCUAGCACUUUACCAAGGUAAUGCUUGGCUUUGCGGUCGCUUAUGCUGUGAGCUGUUACGGUGUUGUGCUAGUAAAUUGUCAUUGGUGCGACAAGAAGCUUGCGCCGUCCUUUACUUGCUAAUGCGUAGCAACUUCGAGUUCAGUGGGCAAAAAGCCUUAACAAGAGUUCACCUGCAGGUGAUCAUUUCUGUAUCCCAGUUGCUUGGAGAAAUUGGUGGUUUGAAUAGCACUCGCUUUGGAGAGAGUCUCAAUGUCAUAAACGGAUUCGCAAGCAGCGAUAAAGCUAUGCAAUCUACUGUUUUCCCGGGGGAAGUUCGUGACUUGACAAAGAGGGCACAGACGGUACUUAGAGCAACUUUACAGAUGCGCCAACAAGCCCAAGACCCCGAACUGCUUAUUGAUCUGCAGCAUAGUCUUGCUAAUUCAUAUUCUGCCACGCCUGAACUAAGAAAAACUUGGUUGGAAACAAUGGCCCAUCAUCAUACUCGCUUGGGGAAUUGGUCCGAAGUAGCCCAGUGCCGAAUUCAUGUAGCAGCUCUCAUAACCGAGUACCUGUACCGUAGAGGACUCCGACAACAGGGAUGCGAAACCUUUAGUUCCUUAUCACCUAAUAUUGUUCAAGAUGAGAGCAACCUUCGUUUAGACACAGGAAUCCAUGAUACUCAGUAUGACGAAGCCAUGCUACUUGAACAGUUGGAAGAAUGUAGCCGUGCGGUAGAAAAAGCUGAACGCUACGAAAUGCAACUCGAAAUUUACCGACUUAUUCUACCAACUUAUGAAAAACAGAGAGACUACGUUUCAUUAGCUGAGUGUUUUAGUGUCCUUUCCCAGGCGUGUUCUCGAGCCAAUGAAGUAAAUCGAACUGGGAAACGGUUGCUUGGUACUUACUACCGAGUUGCACUGUAUGGAAAGGCCCGAUUCGGAGACGAAGCCGGUACCGAGUACAUCUAUAAAGAACCAAAAGUGACGAAUUUGUCAGAAAUCGCCGAACGUUUAAACAGGAUGUAUUGUGCAAAAUUUGGCACGGAACGAGUGAAGUUAGCAAUGGACUCGAACCCAAUUGAAGAUAAAGAUAUAGAACCGCAGAUGGCGUACGUUCAAAUCACGCAUGUCGUUCCGUAUUUUGAGGAGAAUGAUUUGACUGAGCGUGUUACGGAGUAUGAACGCAACCACAAUAUUAAUCGCUUUAUGUAUGAAAUUCCUUUUACUACCGAUGGGCGAGUCAGAGGAUCUCCUGAAGACCAGUGCAAGAAACGAAUUAUUUUGACCACUCAGUAUAGCUUCCCUUACAUUAAAAAACGAUUGAGGGUUAUCCAACGUGAAUUUUACGAUCUCUCACCGAUCGAAGUUGCUUUGGAUGAAAUGCGCUUGCGCGUCAAGGACAUUGCGGAGGCGGUACGGACAGUGCCUACAGACUUAAAGAAGUUGCAAUUACGACUACAGGGAAGCAUCAGUGUCCAAGUUAAUGCCGGACCACUAGCGUACGCGUCAGCGUUUCUGGUUCAUAACACCCAAAAUUACCCGGAAGAACAAAUCCAGCAAUUACAGGAGCUUUAUAGGGAUUUUGUGCAUAUAUGCGGGGCCGCCCUAGAAUUAAAUGGAAAGCUAAUCUUACCAGAUCAGCGUGAAUAUCACGAAGCUCUAAGAUCUAGCUUUCGAGAUCUUGUUAAUUCUCUAGGCGAGAUUCUCGAUGAUCCGUCAUUGAAUAGAGACUGGGACGGUUCAGUAAGUUCGAAUCCUUUCCUUAAACGAAACUCUGUAUUGGUAUUUUCAAGUGGUGGUAGUAACUCUACCGAUGCUUGAGUAAUUUUUCUUCGAUUUUUCUUUCUGUUUACUCCCAAAGACAAGUACAUUUUGCAUCGAAAACUGCUUGCUAAUCAGCACUAUUGCUGUAGAGAAGUAGUAUUAAAUGAUGUCGAAUGUUUAUUAGUCGUCAAUUGUACUUCCGGCUCCAGGGUAUAUUUGUUUCUUCGAGAGAUAUUGCCAUAUUGGAAUCUCCCUUUUACAACUGACACAGUUCCAGUAAAGCCUAUAUUAAUCUCAAUUGUAGACCUUUCAAUUCCGUCGCAUUACUACAUUGGAUAGUAACAAUCCAAAGUAGCAUCAAACUGAAUUUAAUUGUGUAAAAUCUCUUCUAAUAAUGUAAAGAUGGCUUCGCUUGACCCAAAAAACUUUCUCAACUUCACGGAAACCUGUAUACAGCGGCCGCAUCUGUAUAAUAUCUUUGUGACGUUGUUGAUUUUUCUAGAAUACAUCUGUUGACUCUG